Messenger RNA from Cimex lectularius (bed bug), 1526 nucleotides. It is a transcript of the gene Rab23, whose product is annotated as ras-related protein Rab-23. The transcript is spliced from 7 exons. The coding region runs from base 162 to 869 and encodes 235 amino acids. The record is from RefSeq and is a predicted model, not a curated record. Gene Ontology annotation, molecular function: GTPase activity; GTP binding. Lineage: Eukaryota; Metazoa; Arthropoda; Insecta; Hemiptera; Cimicidae.
UGGGGUUACUGGACUGAGUCCGUUCCACGCUCUUCUACUUGCCGCUUGUAUCGUUCGGAUCUGUUACACCAUGAAAACGUUCUUCAUGUUUACCUACGCUUCAACGAAGAGCUACCUUGUGGAUUAAGUGAAUGUGCUAACAUGAACUUGGAGCUAGAACCAUGAGAGAGGAGGACCUGGAGAUAGCCAUCAAGGUGGUGAUAGUUGGAAAUGGCGCUGUUGGUAAAUCUAGCAUGAUCCAAAGAUAUUGCAAGGGAACAUUUACCAAAGACUACAAAAAGACAAUAGGAGUUGAUUUCCUUGAACGCCAAAUUGAGUGUGAAGGUGAAGAAGUUAGAUUAAUGCUAUGGGAUACUGCAGGACAAGAGGAAUUUGAUGCCAUUACAAAGGCAUACUACAGAGGAGCACAAGCAUGCGUACUAGCAUUUUCAACUACAGAUAGGGACUCAUUUGAAGCUAUUCAGUCUUGGAAAAAAAAGGUGGAAGAUGAAUGUGGCGAAAUCCCCACUGUGCUAGUUCAAAACAAGAUAGACUUGAUGGACCAAACUGUAGUAGACCCGGAAGAAGUAGACCUCCUCUCCAGAGCCCUUGGGUGCAGGCUGAUGCACACGUCAGUAAAGGAAGACGUAAAUGUUAACGCCGUAUUUCGAUAUUUAGCAUCUCGGUGUUUGGCUGAACUAAGGAGAGAAGAUGAAGAAUAUAAUUUGAGUCCAAAUGGACUACAUCCACUUACCAUAUGUGCUUUUGGUCCUACUGGUGCACAUAACGCUAAAUCACACUACGGAAACGGAACUAUAGUCUUACGAUCAGGAAAAAAUAAGUCUCGAAAGAAGAAGAACGUAUUUAAAAACACCUGUAAAUUAUUAUAACUAAUUUAUGUAAAGAAAUAAUGUGACAAUAAGGUAUCAUUUCAAAUGUAAAUAUAAGUCAAUUUUAGGCUAUAUUACUUUUUAAUUAGAUUUGUACAUUAAAAAUGAAUAACUUUGUUUACAAAAUGAUAAGUAUCACACUGGUUAUUUAAUGUAAUAUAGGAAAUGCAAUUUGUACAAGAAUACUGUAUACAACCUAUGUAAUAUCUUCACACUUGUCAAAUUUUUCAUGUUUAAGUAACUGCAUUUAUCUAUUAUAAAAAUAAAAAAAAAUUGAUGAAAAAAUCAGAGCUGUUUCAUAGAAAGUUGUUACCGCCUUUUAAGAUAAGAGAAACAAAUGAUUCUUGCAAGUGAUAAAAGGUUAAUUACACAUAUAUUAAAAACAUUAAGCAAAUGUACCCAAUUGUUAUUGUUUUACCUUGUAAACCUUUUCCCGUUUAUGAAAAUAUGAUUAUUUUGGCCCUACUCUAAUUUUACUUGUUUAAAUGCUUUGACAAAAUUAAUUUCACAAGAAAUUAAAUAAGAACUAUGCAGAAUACAUUUUUUACACCUUAAUUUGUGAUUGAUUGAUACAGCAAGUAUGAAAGAUGAAAUUUUCAUUUCUCCCCUGGGCGGAUUUCUCAGUACUUUAACAUUUACUUUAUGGAAUGUUGGAUU